GUUAGUUGGUGAGACUCAUCCAAGCAAGAGAGGUUUCCUUUGAAUCAAACAACACGAUGGCAACGAGACGGAUAUUGAGAGAGCUAAGGGAGUUGCAGAGAGACCCUCCUGUAUCAUGCAGUGCCGGUCCCAUAGGAGAAGAUAUGUUUCACUGGCAAGCUACGAUAAUGGGUCCGAUUGAAAGUCCAUACACGGGUGGUGUUUUCCUUGUCGAUAUCAAUUUCACUCAAGAUUAUCCUUUUAAACCUCCGAAGGUUGUAUUCAAAACCAAAGUCUUUCACCCAAACGUCAACAGCAAUGGAAACAUAUGUUUGGACAUUCUCAAAGACCAAUGGAGCCCUGCCCUUACAAUCUCCAAGGUGCUUCUUUCUGUGUGCUCUCUUCUUACAGACCCAAACCCUGACGAUCCUCUGGUUCCAGAGAUAGCUAACAUAUACAAAACCGAUAGGGUCAGGUACGAAGCCACGGCUCAAAGCUGGACCCAGAAGUAUGCGUCGCAAUAAAACUCAUGACUCCAAAUUAACCCUUCUUCAUUCUUUUGGAAAGUGUCUACAACUUGUCCUUUUUCUUCUUCUUUUGCGUUUGGUCUUUAUUACAAAACAGUAAAGUGGAAUAUUAUUGGCGGUCUCUAUUUCUCCUUGCUUUGUUUUAAAUUAAUUAGUCUCAUUACUA
This is a messenger RNA of Raphanus sativus (radish), 672 nucleotides long. RefSeq names its product ubiquitin-conjugating enzyme E2 29. The transcript has 4 exons. The record is from RefSeq and is a predicted model, not a curated record. NCBI's taxonomy places the organism in Eukaryota, Viridiplantae, Streptophyta, Magnoliopsida, Brassicales, Brassicaceae. Gene Ontology annotation, biological process: protein polyubiquitination. Gene Ontology annotation, cellular component: nucleus. Gene Ontology annotation, molecular function: ubiquitin conjugating enzyme activity. The coding region runs from base 57 to 503 and encodes 148 amino acids.